AGCCUGCACUGAGCACGAUGGGCGUUGCUGCGGCGCUCGACACAGCGGUUGCCAGACAGGCCUGCAGAAACGGAAACAGCAGGCGCACCGCGCAGCCCCUAGCGCCCCCCGGCAGCCGCGGCAGCUGUCAGCAGCGAGGCACGUCCCGCCGGGCAGCGGUGACGGCAGCAGCGGCGGGACGGGGCGGUGGCGCGGGCUCCAGCAGCGGCGCCGGCGGCGGCAAGGGCCCGUUUGACGGCCAGCGGCACGGCGGCGAGCGCGAGCGCAACCUGCUCAACGCCGUCAGCAGCAGCGACCGCGCGGGGUCGGAGUAUGGGGAGGGCUUCUUCCAGUUCCGGCUGUCUGGCGAGCGCACGCACCUGGAUGUGGACACGCUGAACGAGCAGAUGCAGAUCACGGGGCGGCAGCGCUUCCGCCACUCCAUGCGCCCCGACGAGGCCUUUGGCCUCAUCUUCAACUGGGAUAACGUGGUGGCCGAAACGCGGGCGCUGCAGCGCCAGGCCUGGCAGCGCGUGGCGGAGGCGGAGGGGCUGCCCUUCCCCUCCCUGGAGCGGCCCCAGCUGUACGACGUGCGCCCCGAGCGCGCUGCCACCGACGUGCUGAUGUGGACGCGCGACUGGGGGCGGGCGCAGGAGCUGGCCUGGCUGGUGGCCAGCGAGUACGGGCGCCUGCUGCUGGACCUGGCGCAGCCGCGCGACGGUGUGGCAGACUGGCUGCAGCUGAUGAGCAAGACGCGUGUGCCGUGCGCCUUGGUCACCACCAUGGACCGCCACACCACCGGCGAGCUGCUGGACAAGCUGGGGCUGCGCCACUACUUCACGUGCCUUGUCACAGCUGAUGACGACAUGGAGACCAUAUCGCAGCGGUACCUGUCGGCAGCCAUCAAGCUGGGGCGGCCGCCCAACCAGUGCGUCGUAUUUGCCGCCUGCCCACCCAUCCACCCCCGCCGCGCCGCACCUGUGAUGGAGGUUGGGCAGGCGGCAAAUACGACGCACUGGUUGGGCGGCCGCCCCAGCUUGAUGGCUGCCGACAGGUACCGCUGCGAUAUGGUCUCCAUGUCGCGCCUGUUUGCCAACCGCGGCUCGGAGCACAUGGACCUGCGGAACAAGUUUGUGGGCAAGACGCCGCCCAGGCGGCGGCUCACC
Chlorella variabilis is the source of this 1145-nucleotide messenger RNA. RefSeq lists its product as hypothetical. The annotation marks the transcript as partial. The transcript has 4 exons. Lineage: Eukaryota; Viridiplantae; Chlorophyta; Trebouxiophyceae; Chlorellales; Chlorellaceae. The record is from RefSeq and is a predicted model, not a curated record.